GUUGUUUUUUGCUAAUUGUGUUAUUACUUGAACGGCAAAAGGCAACGCAAACCGGAAUAGAAUUAAAGAAAAAACAAUAUAUCGAUGUAUCGGCAAGUAAACAGCUGGUCCGACAACAACAACAGCAAUUCACAAAAAAGCUUUAUUCACCAUAGCUCCAAACUCACCAAAUAGCGAAAAAUUACAAAAAAAAAUUUUUAAUUUGAAAUGGACGAGCAGCGCAGCGACAAAAUCUAUGGCGGAUGUGAGGGGCCAGAUGCUAUGUACGUGAAAUUAAUUUCAUCAGAUGGCCAUGAAUUUAUUGUAAAGCGGGAACACGCUCUCACCUCGGGGACCAUUAAAGCCAUGUUAUCCGGGCCAGGACAAUUUGCGGAAAACGAGGCUAAUGAAGUGCAUUUUCGAGAAAUACCAUCACACGUUCUGCAAAAGGUGUGCAUGUAUUUCACAUAUAAAGUACGAUACACCAAUAGUUCAACUGAGAUACCAGAAUUUCCAAUUGCACCCGAAAUCGCAUUAGAACUUUUGAUGGCAGCUAAUUUCUUAGAUUGCUAAAUUAUUGGUUAAUUUAAUAUUAUAUACGUUUAAACGAAAAAGAAACAACAACAAGAAAACAAAAAACAAGAAAAAAACAAAGCAAAUUUGAAUAAAACUUAAUUUCUCGCCUCUGUUAA
This is a messenger RNA of Drosophila willistoni, 671 nucleotides long. It is a transcript of the gene EloC, whose product is annotated as elongin-C. Gene Ontology annotation, biological process: ubiquitin-dependent protein catabolic process. Lineage: Eukaryota; Metazoa; Arthropoda; Insecta; Diptera; Drosophilidae. The record is from RefSeq and is a predicted model, not a curated record. The transcript is spliced from 2 exons. Gene Ontology annotation, molecular function: protein-macromolecule adaptor activity. The coding region runs from base 208 to 552 and encodes 114 amino acids. Gene Ontology annotation, cellular component: elongin complex.